GGCGGGCAGGGCUCGCGCGCGGGGCGGUCCCGCUCCUGCUGUGGGUGUGCAGACUAAUCAGUGACUUUGAGUGACAGCAGCUCUGGUUUCUUGGUAACAGCUUGGUAACAGACUCUGGGUCGACUCUCUCAGGAAGUAAACUCGAUUUCUGAGGCAGACCGAACCGGGACGCGCCGCUGCGUGUCGGUGAUUCGGUUUGAACCGGAGUUCCUGAGCACGCGCCUGGACUUUGACUCGGGAGCAGACGUUCCCCUGCAGCGGGACUGGAGCCGUGCUAACAGGCUAACUAGCUCGGACUAAAAAAGUGCUGCAACAUCUUGGAACCCUCCUCCCCCCCGUGGAGACCCCCGCACCCUGAAGGCGGGAACCCCGCGCGGCGGCGCGGCGCUCCGCGUGAGCUUCGUGUGACUGUGAGCGGAUGCGUUUGCUGAAAACUUGACACCAAACAAAGGCUGGUGUUUGUUGUCCAUCGUGGUGCGUUCACGGCGCGAGUUCACAUCCGCUCCAGUGACCCUGAACGCCUCACGCGCUCGGUAAAGUCGGCGCUAACCGCGGCGGGCGUCUCUUCAGCGGUGCGGUCCGUGCGGAGGCCGGCAGACAUGUGAGCCAUGACGGAUCCAUCCGAGCAGUAGAGCAGGAAGGGAGCUGGACGGAAGCCCGAACCCCGACGGCGCUGCCACCCCGCGCUGCGCUGCGCGCGUGCUUCAAGUGCCUAUGGCGGAGUCCGGGGAGCGCGCCAGCCUGCCUCCGCUCGGGCUCGGGGAGGCGGCCGUGCCCGGCGACGACGCAGCCGGCAAGGCGAGCUGCGACGGCUCGGUUGUGAACGGGGACUGCGGGAUUUCGGACGUCACGGUCGGUUCUGCUGAGCCCGCCGCCGUCAGGCUGGACGUGAAGCCGGAGAUCCCGCGCAGGAGCAGCAUCAUUAAGGAUGGCCGACAGCGGAAAGAAAGAAAGAAGACUGUGUCCUUCAGCAGCAUGCCCACAGAGAAGAAGAUUAGCAGAGCCAGCGACUGCAUCAGCGCCAUGGUCGAUGGCACAGAGCUCAAGAAAGUGAGAUCCAAUUCACGCAUUUAUCACCGCUACUUUCUCCUUGACGCCGACAUGCAGUCCUUGAGAUGGGAGCCCACCAAGAAGGAGUCUGAGAAGGCAAAAAUUGACAUCAAGUCCAUCAAAGAAGUUCGAACAGGCAAAAACACGGACACCUUUCGAACUAACGGCACCUAUGACCAGAUAUCAGAGGACUGUGCUUUCUCUGUCAUCUUUGGGGAGAACUAUGAGUCCUUGGACUUGGUGGCAAACACUGCAGAUGUGGCCAAUAUUUGGGUGACGGGGUUGAGGUACUUGAUCUCGUACGGAAAGCACACCUUGAAUAUGAUUGAGAGCAGUCAGAACAACAUGCGCUCGUCUUGGCUGAGUGACCUCUUUGACGAGGAAGACAUUGACAACAGCAAACAAAUAACUCUAUGUGCUGCUGUGCAACUCAUUAAAAAGCUAAACCCAGGUGUCAAAAAUGUGAAAAUAGAGCUGAAGUUCAAGGAGCUUCAGAAAGCGAAGGACAAAACUGGUUCCAGUGUAACAAAGGACGAGUUCAUUGAAGUCUUUCAAGACCUUUGCACCAGGCCAGAAAUUUACUUUCUCUUUGUUCAGUUCUCCAGUAACAAAGAAUUUCUUGAUACAAAAGACUUGAUGAUAUUUUUAGAGGCAGAACAAGGAAUGGCAGAAGUCAGUGAAGACACCAGCUUGGAGGUCAUCCAGAAAUAUGAACCCUCUAAGGAGGGCCGCCUAAAGGGGUGGCUUUCUCUUGACGGCUUCUCCAACUAUCUCAUGUCUCCAGAGUGCCAUAUAUUUGACCCUGACCAUAAAUCAGUUUGCCAAGACAUGAACCAGCCUUUGUCUCACUACUACAUCAAUGCGUCCCACAACACAUACCUGAUAGAGGAUCAAUUUAGAGGCCCAUCGGAUGUGACCGGCUACAUCCGUGCUCUAAAGAUGGGCUGCCGCUGCGUGGAGCUAGACGUGUGGGACGGGCCCGAUAACGAGCCGGUUAUUUACACCGGUCACACAAUGACUUCGCAGAUCGUUUUUCGCAGCGUCAUUGACGUCAUCAACAAGUAUGCCUUUGUUGCCUCGGACUUCCCGUUGAUACUAUCUUUAGAAAACCAUUGCUCCUUAAAGCAGCAGAAAGUCAUGUUUCAGCAUCUGAAGAAGAUUCUUGGAGAUAAGAUUCACAGUGAUCCUCCAAAACCUGAGGACUGUUUCCUUCCGUCUCCCUCUGAACUGAAAGGAAAGAUCCUGCUGAAGGGCAAAAAGCUGGGCUCAGCCUGCAACGGUACAGAGGGCGAGGUGACAGAUGAGGACGAGGGGGCGGAGAUGUCUCAGAGAGUGAGCAUCGAGUCGACAGAGCAGCAGAUUAUUGCACCCAAAAAAUUCCAGCUGUCCAAGGAUCUGUCUGAUUUGGUGACGUUGUGCAAAUCGGUGGAGUUUAAAGACUUUCCCACAUCCUUCCAGAGUCAGAAGCACUGGGAGCUCUGCUCCUUCAAUGAAGUGUUUGCCAGCCGGUGUGCUUGUGACUUUCCAGGUGACUUUGUCAACUAUAACAAGAAGUUCCUCGCACGAGUCUACCCAAGUCCAAUGCGAAUCGAUUCCAGCAACAUGAAUCCUCAAGAUUUCUGGAAGUGCGGCUGCCAGAUUGUAGCAAUGAACUACCAAACUCCCGGCCUGAUGAUGGAUCUAAACAUAGGCUGGUUCCGUCAGAACGGGAACUGUGGCUAUGUGCUCCGUCCGGCUAUCAUGAGAGAGCAGGUCUCGUAUUUCAGCGCCAACACAAAGGAUUCGGUGCCUGGAGUUUCUCCACAGCUGUUGCACAUCAAGAUAAUCAGCGGACAAAACUUCCCCAAACCUAAAGGCUCAGGUGCCAAAGGAGACGUGGUGGACCCUUACGUUUACGUGGAAAUACACGGCAUUCCUGCUGACUGCGGAGAACAAAGGACUAAAACAGUCAACCAGAAUGGAGAUAAUCCUCUUUUUGAUGAAAGCUUCGAGUUUCAGAUAAACCUUCCUGAGCUUGCGAUGGUGCGCUUCGUGGUACUAGACGACGACUACAUCGGUGAUGAAUUUAUUGGCCAGUAUACAAUCCCUUUCGAGUGUCUGCAGCCGGGUUUCCGCCACGUUCCGCUCCAGUCUCUUACAGGGGAAGUUCUACCACACAGCUUUUUGUUCGUCCACGUGGCCAUAACCAACAGAAGGGGAGGCGGCAAGCCGCAUAAGCGAGGUCUUUCUGUACGAAAAGGCAAGAAUAGUAGGGAAUAUGCUAGUAUGAGAGUUCUACAGAUCAAAGCUGUGGAUGAGGUCUUUAAAACAGCCCUGCUACCGCUGAGGGAGGCGACGGACCUGAGAGAAAACAUGCAGAACGCCAUCGUGUCCUUUAAAGAGCUGUGCGGCCUUUCAGCCGUGGCGAACCUCAAGCAGUGCAUCCUGGCUCUUUCCCCUCGACUAACCGGACCGGACAAUACCCCCCUUCUGGUGUUCAACCUCGCAGACCAGUAUCCAAACCUGGAGCCCCAGAGCCUGCUGUCAGAGGUCCUUAAAAAAGUGGUUACCACCUACGAAAUGGUGAUUCAGACGAGCAAGGCGCUGCUGGAGAGCUCAGACGGCGUCUACGAGAGGAUUCAGCAAACUCAAAGAGCAGCCAUGGAGUUCCACGAGAACCUGCACGACCUGGCCGUGAAGGAGGGCUUGAAGGGCCGAAAGCUGCACAAGGCGGAGGAGAGCUUCACCUGGAACAUCACCAUCCUGAAGGGUCAGGCAGAUUUACUGAAGCACGCCAGGAUGGAAGUCCAGGAGAACCUGAAGCAGAUCCACUACGCCGCCCUCACCUCCAACCUGAGUAAAGGAGGCUCAGUGGGCGGUUCCUCCGGCUCCUCAGAGUCCAGGAGCAGACGCAGUCUGGAGGUCAUCCCAGAAAAAGCCACGGUGGAGGAGGAGCUGACGGACGAGGACGGCUAGAGCGCCCGACCUGCAGUCAGACCUCUGAGCUGUCAGAGCUGUCGCCGCGCCUCCGCUCCCCGUCUUCCCCCAGCUGUCAUCACACUCCAGUGUUUUUCCCCGUUCCAUCACUGCAGCCGGAGCGGAGCUGGACCCUCUCCCCCUCCAGCCUCGAAUUCAUCAGUGAAGUGUCACAGCACGCCUGGACAAGUUUGGGAAACUUCGGUUUCUGAGCGCUGAAGUUGGAAUGAACACGACUCGCGUGAAGGAUUUUCACGCUUUCCAAACCACCAAACUCUCCUGUCCCGCAGGCAGAGCCGGCCAACUACCAGCUUCCAGACUGUUUGAGCCUUCGACCGACUGUUUUGACGCGUCUUCUCAGAAGGAAACAAAAGCCUCGGGUUGUUGUCAGAAGUUCUGUAAAGCACAAUUUUCUGGAGCUACGAAUGUAAGAAAGCAGCAACACGUCUUUGCAGAAGAAAGCGAGAGUCGAGAGCUGUUUACAAACCCGAACUUCUCCAUGUUCUCGUCUGCCAAAAUGAGUAUCCCGUCUGUCUGUGUAUAUAUGGAACUUCCUGUUACCUUUUUUUCUGACGACUGCAUCGUUUUACUGUAAACUUGGAAAUAUAAGAUUUAUUUUAUAAAAGAUCUAUGAACUUGAAGCUGAAUUUGUGUGCAGAAGGUUGAUUAGAAACACCUCAACACCAGACAGAAUGUACAGGGAAACCACGACCGGAGGCCUUUCCUGAUUUUGGGAUGUGAGGGUGAAGCUCCUACGUCAGGAUACCCAGACAGAUCCAAAGUCUGCAUCUUUAGAGUUUUUAGGAGGUGAAGUCCUAAAGCAAAGCGUUUGUUUGUCUUUCAGUUACUCUUUCAUGAGGAAAUCUACUCAGGUCUGAGAGGACGGUUGAAGAGCGGCGUCAGAGUAAUGGUGGUUCAUUACUGCAGACAGUUACUGUGCAGUUUCACAAACACCGACUGAAGGAAACAGAACUUAAACCUCUAUUUUAUCGUCUCUUUUCUCACUUUUUUUCUGCUCUUGUUUCUCCUGAAGUCUUUGUUCAAAUUUGGACCAAAAUUCACUUUUAUUUUUCAUGACCAAACACAGGAAAUGAGGUCACCUGUAAGCAAAAAUGAAAGGCAGGGAGGGUUAAGGAAGGCUACAUAUUAUACUUUUUUUAGCAUUAUUAUUUUUGAUCACACACUAAUAUUUUGAUCUUUAAAUAUUGCACAAGAAAUCCUCUUUAAUAGUGUUUUAUCAUGUAUUGAUUGGAUUAAUUCCAGAAUUUUAAUUUGAAAUUCCAUUUAUAUAGUAGUAAAAUAAAAACAAAUAUAGCCAUAAAUUAAGUUUGAAAGUAGCUAAAGUUCACGUCCUUUUACAGUUUCGGGCCUCCAGCAGCUCCUCAGUGAAACUUUGAUUAUGUUAAUGAAAAUGUUUGAUCAAUAACUAAUCAGGACUUCCUUAAUAUUUAGGUUAUUGAACAGAAAGUGUCAUCAUUUUGGAUUCAGGUUGAACCUCUGAAGCACUUUUGACACGUUUGUUCCUGAGCUAAAGGUCACCACAAACACAAAGACAGAACUAAUAAAAAUGCAGCUUUACCACCAGGAAAUGCAUCACCAGAGUCAGUUUACAGCCAUUUUUCUUUUACAGUGUUUGACGAUAGUCUAUUUUUAAAUGCAUUAUUUGAAUUAACCAAAAAAACAUUCUUAGUUAAGACACAUUUUUCAGUAAAGAAUGUCAUUUGUUUGAGGCACUGCUGAAGCACAACGUUUUACUAAAGAAUAAAGUCUUAUCUAAGGAUUGUUAUGAAUGAGUUUAUUUUUUUGUAGAAGCAAGUUAAUGCUGAUAUAAAAGCAGUUUAACGAAACAAUUCAUUUAAAAAACCUAAAAGUGUAUGAAAAUGAUGCUAAAAACACUAAACAAGAUGCAAAAUUUGAGAAACGUCUGAUGAAAAAAGCAGCAAAAAACAAUAAAAACACCUAACAAAAGGUUUUUAAGAAAAGGAAAAUGCUAAAAAAGGAUCUUUAAAAUGCUAAAGUUAUUCAAAGAUUAAUAAUAAAUCAGAAAAAGUCCUAACCCUCUGAAUCAAAUUAAUCUAUAGAGCACUUUUCCAGUAAGUGUAGCUUAAAGUGCUUCACAUGAAAAACAUUUCCAAAUUUAAAAGCCAAAAAGCAAAAAUAAUAAUAAAAAUAAAUACAUGAAUAAAAACGAAUCAUCUCAAAGUAGCCUAAUUGUAUUGAAACUUCCCCAAAAUGCUAAAUCAGAUAAAAGGUGAUCUGAAGGAAACGCACAGCUGAACAUUAAAAUGACUGAACGAGGUUUAAAAGUCUAAAACAAAAAAAGUUUUCAGGAUAUCAGUUAAAACUGCUAAACAAACAAUACAAAGUGUUUGAUAUGUAAUCAACAUAAAAAAUAACUGAAAACUGUGGAGCUGCUGUGCUGAAAGUCUGGCUACACGGUUUCUGUAACGUGUUCCCGCGGCGUCCUGCUGCUUCUCCGAUCAUCUUUGGAUCUAUUGUCAAAGUGAUGAUAAUCAUGAAGCUGCGUUAAGCCAUAAUCUAAAGACCUGCUGUGUUUUUUAGGACGGUUUCUUCAGAGCGGGAGGAGUACGUCAGAAAUUCAUCGUUGAGUUGUGGGAGGGUUUACUCUAUUGCUGAAGUAUAAACCUUCCCACACUUCCCAUCAUCCCCUUGUGUACACCAUCUUUUGCUAGCUUAAAGCCCCUCACAAACUCAACCAAACAACUGCAGUGCAACAAAACUGUAAGCAAUAUUGGAGCCGUACAGUUCCGAUCCAAAUUCCAGCUCCGACAAGGAAACAAAGACGUUCAUGGAUCUAUUUUUCUGUCAGAAUGGGGCGGAGCUGAGAGUUGCUAACAGUAGCUCCAGCGUUGUUUGCUCCUGAUUCAUGAUCAUUUGAAUAAAAAAAACUCUAAAAUACUUUUUUUAUAUUUGUCCUCUAUCAUCAGAAAAAUGCCACAAGAACAAGAACAAUGGUUUUUAAAUAAGCCAAAGGUAGCGUUGUAUAAACGUUAUUAUUUGAGAAAACCUUUAAAACUGUUUAGAUCGGUAAACAUUGCACCUUCUGCAGUUCAUCACAUUCAUCCCAGUGUUGAUGCUUAUAAAUGAAAUGCCUUAAAAAAUGUCCUCAUUCCCUAAAUGACUUCAAGUUUACUCCGUGAACUUAAUGACAGAUAUAUGUCUGUUGAUUGAUUUAUUGAUUACAUGGCAUUCCAGAACGCCGCUGUGUUUUCACUAAAACGCCACAUCAGCACAUUCUUCACCAACUUGAACUGAGAGCAGAUGAGAAGAUGUGAUCAUAGCAGAGAGCGCCGCGGCGACGCUCGCUCCGCCUCUUUACCUGAAUGUCGGUUUGUUUGCAGUGACUCGAGUCUCCUCCUGAACCUUCAGUGCUGUGCUAUUUUUUUUUUUUAGUUUUCAUUUUCCUUUUCAAGAAUGUCCGUGCUGUACCAGUGGACUUAUUAAGUGUUGUUGGCAAACAGGAGAAGUUCGGUUGUUCUUCAUCCAAAUAAAAACAAUCUCAGAUUUUA
Molecule: messenger RNA, 7535 nt
Organism: Oryzias melastigma (Indian medaka)
Lineage: Eukaryota; Metazoa; Chordata; Actinopteri; Beloniformes; Adrianichthyidae
Product: inactive phospholipase C-like protein 2
Exons: 6
Coding region: 715-4005 (1096 amino acids)
Biological process (GO): lipid metabolic process; intracellular signal transduction
Molecular function (GO): phosphatidylinositol-4,5-bisphosphate phospholipase C activity
Source: RefSeq, a predicted model, not a curated record